CGGUUUCCAUCUCCUAAUUCCCAACCUACUGCAGAACAGGGGGAUCUCGUCUGGUCUCUUCUCCGAUGGCCGGCGUCUUCCACCGCCGUCUCCUCCUCCUUGUCGUCGUCACCGCCGCCGCCCUCCUCCCACGCGCCGCCUCCGUACGACCCUUCGUACUGGUCCUCUCUGGUGACGACUUCCUCAAGGACGCCUCCGGCGCUCAUCCCUCGUUACCCUCCGCCGAUGCCGAUGCUGACGAUUGGGACGACUUCGCUGACGAUUCCCCCGCCACCGACCCUCUCCUCUCCCCGUCGUCUUGGGUCCCCCUCCUUGACCCCACCACUCCCUCCCCGUCGGGUGAUGAGCCGGACUCACCGUCCGACGCGCUCUUCGUCGCGGGCGCCCGCGCGAUGAUCUCGGCGGCGUCUUCAGGGGACGACGCCGCUUUCUCAACUGCGUCCGCGCAGAUCGAGGCUGCGGCCGCGGGUGGACACCCCGGUGCGCAGUCGGCGCUGGCGUUCCUCUCCGGAGCCGGGAUGACACGCCCGGUGUCCCGCUCGCGUGCGUUCCUGCUGCAUAAAUUCGCCGCCGACGCAGGAGACCUUCAGUCCAAGAUGGCGCUCGCCUACGCCUAUUUCCGUCAGGAGAUGUAUGAAGAGGCUGUCACGCUAUAUGCUGAACUUGCAGAGGCUGCACUGACAAGCUCCUUAAUCUCGAAGGAGCCACCAGUGAUUGAACCAGUCCGGCUACACAGUGGAACUGAGGAGAACAAGGAGGCCUUGAGGAAGUCCCGUGGAGAGGAUGAUGAAGAUUUCCAGAUCACAGAGUACCAGGCACAACGAGGCAAUGCUGCUGCAAUGUACAAAUUAGGGCUUCUGUAUUAUUAUGGACUACGAGGACUCAGGCGUGAUUAUGGUAAAGCAUAUCAUUGGUUCUCUAAGGCUGUUGAGAAAGGCGAUACACGUGCAAUGGAGCUUCUGGGAGAGAUCUAUGCUAGAGGUGCUGGAGUGGAAAGAAACUACACUGAAGCAUACAAGUGGUUGAUACUUGCAGCAAAGCAGCAACAAUACUCAGCUUACAAUGGACUUGGUUAUCUCUAUGUGAAAGGCUAUGGGGUGGAGACGAAAAACGUGACAAAAGCGAAAGAAUAUUUUGAAAUUGCAGCUGAGAAUAAGGAACAUGGGGGUUAUUAUAACCUCGGUGUGUUGUAUUUAAAGGGUAUUGGUGUAAAGAGGGAUGUGAUGACAGCCUGCAAUUAUUUUCUUCGUGCAGUUAAUGCCGGACAGCCAAAAGCUAUUUAUCAAGUGGCAAAACUGUUCCAAAAAGGCAUUGGACUUAAGAGGAAUCUCCAUAUGGCCACAGUUCUGUACAAGUCUGUUGCCGAGAGAGGGCCCUGGAGCUCGCUGUCUAGAUGGGCUCUGGAAUCUUAUUUGAAAGGUGACAUAGGGAAAGCGUUGCUCUUGUAUUCUAGAAUGGCAGAUCUUGGAUAUGAGGUUGCCCAAAGCAAUGCUGCCUGGAUUCUUGAUAGGUAUGGUGAGGAAAAUAUUUGCAUGGGAGAAUCUGGCUUCUGUACAGAUACGGAAAGACAUCUCCGUGCACAUGCUUUGUGGUGGCAAGCAUCUGAGCAGGGUAAUGAACAUGCUGCUUUGUUGAUUGGUGAUGCCUACUACUAUGGACGGGGUGUAGGGAGGGACUAUGAGCGUGCAGCGGAGGCAUAUAUGCAUGCUCAGUCACAGUCUAAUGCCCAGGCCAUGUUUAACCUUGGGUACAUGCAUGAGCAUGGUCAUGGACUUCCCCUUGAUCUGCACUUGGCAAAAAGAUAUUAUGAUCAGGCUGUUGAGGUGGAUUCAGCAGCUAAGCUUCCUGUUAUGCUUGCACUAACUAGUCUAUGGAUAAGGAAGAAUUAUGCUGGCAGUUUUGCGGUUCAUUUUAUUGAUUCCCUGCCGGAAAUAUAUCCUGUAGUUGAGGAAUGGGUGGAGGAUGUCCUGAUGGAUGAAGGGAAUGCAACGAUAUUGACUCUCUUUGCUUGCCUUGUAACUGUCCUGUACUUGCGAGAGCGUCAGAGGCGUCAGGUGGUGGCUGACAACCCCCAACAACCUGAUGGUGCACCAAAUUAAAGCCGAGAUGCUGGGGGCUAUGUGAUGUGAUUGCUUGAGGUACAUAUGGCUGUUUAUUCUCGGUUUUAGCAUCAAAAUUUUGUUGAAUGUCUGAAAUGUUAAUGAAAUGAAUGCUCAUACUGGAGUACUGGAUUUCCUUCAACCGUGAAAUGCUAGUGGCUUUCUGAGGACAAAGGAUGUAAAAUGGUAGCCCUCUAGACAACAUAUGUACACUAAAUUGGCUAGGAUAUGAACUGAUUCAUAGCUGUGAAAUUGAGAUGAUAUUGUGGUUCCCGGUGAAAAUUCACCCUUCUUAACAUAGCAUAUAUACUUGUAAAAGUGCUGAUUUUUAGAGUGCUCUUGUUGCUUGGAACAUGCUAGUUUUAAUGGCGUGUGACAUGCGCAUCCUAGCUGCUUCCAUAUUCUGCUUUUGUAACUGUGGAUUGUUCAAAA
Brachypodium distachyon (stiff brome) is the source of this 2531-nucleotide messenger RNA. Its product is annotated as ERAD-associated E3 ubiquitin-protein ligase component HRD3. NCBI's taxonomy places the organism in Eukaryota, Viridiplantae, Streptophyta, Magnoliopsida, Poales, Poaceae. Bases 66 to 2099 code for a protein of 677 amino acids. The record is from RefSeq and is a predicted model, not a curated record. Gene Ontology annotation, molecular function: protein binding. The transcript is spliced from 6 exons.